This is a messenger RNA of Polypterus senegalus (gray bichir), 4726 nucleotides long. It is a transcript of the gene vps8, whose product is annotated as VPS8 subunit of CORVET complex. Gene Ontology annotation, molecular function: protein binding. The transcript has 48 exons. Lineage: Eukaryota; Metazoa; Chordata; Cladistia; Polypteriformes; Polypteridae. The record is from RefSeq and is a predicted model, not a curated record. Gene Ontology annotation, cellular component: early endosome; HOPS complex; late endosome. Gene Ontology annotation, biological process: protein targeting to vacuole; endosomal vesicle fusion. The coding region runs from base 1 to 4668 and encodes 1555 amino acids.
AUGACGUCUAGCAGGUUAAUUGGUCGGCAUGAGGGAGCUGAAUACAAAAGGGAAUUUCUGGCCUCUAAAGGUGGUCUUCUGGCUAGAUCGUGUAGAGAGAAAGUUGUAGCAAAGCUAGUUGACUACGUCAUGGUCACACAGGAUUUAAACCCACAACCUCAAGAUUUGAAUUCCAUAGCCUUAACCAAUAUACCACCUGCAUACACCUGGACGGAUGCUGUAGAUGAAAGCCUGGUGUCAGCGUCUUCUGAGCUUAACCUCACAGACAUCGAAUCGAUGAGCACACUCCUUGACAUUGAUAAGGAGUUUGACAUUCCACAAGUUGACACUCCACCAACUCUUGAAAGCAUCCUAAAUGAGACUGAAGAUGAAGAUGAGCCAUUUGUCCUGGAAGAAACAUCAUUAUUGAAUGCUGAGAAUAUUGACACUCAUUCCUGUGAAACAUCUUCACUUGCCAGCUCAGAUAGUGGUGACAGGAUGUUUUUAAAAAGAAGAAGACGACUGACAGAAAGCAGCACUACUGUUCAUGGAUCUGUUCUCCGACAUAGCACCCUGAAAGGAGUGUCUGCUCAGAUUGUGUCUGCAGCAGACAAGGUGGAUGCUGGUUUACCAACUUCCGUGGCCGUGUCAAAUGUUAUAGCUGUGGGCACAUCGCAUGGACUUGCUCUUGUGUUUGGAAAAGAUCCAAACCAAGCACUUAGGCUGUGUCUUGGAAGCACUGCUCUUGGUGGUCAGUAUGGAGCUGUAUCUGCACUCAGCAUUAACAAUGACUGUACUCGACUGCUGUGUGGUUUUGCCAAAGGACAGAUUACCAUGUGGGAUUUAGCAAAUGGUAAGCUGCUUAGAACAAUAACGGAUGCUCAUCCUCCUGGAACUGCAAUCCUUCAUAUUAAGUUUACAGAUGACCCAACACUGGCUAUUUGCAAUGACAGUGGAGGAUCUGUGUUUGAGCUGUCUUUCAGAAGAGUGAUGGGAAUGAGAACGUGUGAGUCCCGUUGUUUGUUCAGCGGUUCUAAAGGAGAAGUAUGCUGUAUUGAACCUCUACAUUCUAAGGCAGAAUUAAGAGACCACCCUAUUGCACAGUACUCUCUGCUUGCUAUGGCAUCCUUAACAAAGAUUUUAUUAAUUGGACUAAAGCCAUCUCUGAAAGUGUGGAUGACAUUUCCUUAUGGUAAGACUGAUCCUGCUAGUGUUCCACUUUUAGCUUGGCACUUUGUAGCUGUUCAGAAGUCUAUAAACCCUAUGUUGGCAUUUUGUCGUGGUGAUGUGGUACAUUUUCUUUUAGUUAAAAAGGAAGAGUCUGGAGCAAUACAUGUCAUCAAGCAAAAACAGCUACACUUAUACUAUGACAUCAUCAGUUUAAUGUGGAUCAAUACUAGGACUCUGGUGUUACUGGAUAGUGCAGAGAAGAUCCAUGUUAUUGACAGGCCAAGUCAAGAAGAGUUGGAAACCUUAGACAUUGCUGAAGUCCAGCUCAUUUAUAACAGCAGUCACUUUAAAUCUUUGGCGACGGGUGGAAAUGUCAGCCAGGCACUGGCAUUAGUCGGUGAAAAAGCAUGCUAUGAAUCGGUGUGCAGCUAUGGAGGACAAAUUGUGUUCCUUGGAACAAAGUCAGUCCAUAUUAUGACCCUCAGAAGCUGGAGAGAGAGAGUGGACCAUUUAUUAAAGCAAGAGAAAUUUGUAGAGGCAUUAUCUCUAUCAUGGUCAUUCCAUGAGGGCACUGCUAGGGCUGUGGUAGGGUUAUUUGGGGAUCCAAACAAGAGAAAAGGUGUAGUAGCAGACAAGAUGGUUGAGAUUCUUCUGCAGUAUGCUGACCGUUCAUUAAAGAAAUGUCCAGAACAAGGCAAAAUCCAAGUAAUGGAGCAGCAUUUUCAGGAUAUAGUGCCCAUCAUGGUUGAUUACUGCCUCCUCCUCCAACGCACUGAUCUACUUUUUAGCCAGAUAUAUUCGAAGAUGGGGGAAAAUUCUGUUGCAAAGGCUGUCUUCCUUGAAUGUUUGGAACACUACAUCCUCAGUGAUCGGCUAGUUGGCCUUACUCCACAUGUUAUGAAGGAUCUUCUUAUCCAUUUUCAGGACAAUGGCAUGAUGGACAGCAUUGAGUCUUGUAUUGUACACAUGGACAUUACUAGCCUUGAUAUUCAAUGGGUUGUUCAGCUGUGUUGGGAACAUCAUCUUUAUGAUGCAAUGAUUUAUGUAUACAACAGCGGGAUGAAUGAUUACCUUACUCCUAUGGAGAAAUUGUUCCAGAUGAUUGGUCCUCCAUUGCGUGCUGGGAAAUCUCUUUCAGAUGAUAAAGUCACCAUGGGUAACAAACUUCUUGUCUAUAUAAGUUGCUGCCUGGCUGGACGUGCAUAUCCUUUAGGUGAUAUUCCAGAUGACCUUGUUGGUUUGGUGAAAAACCAGGUUUUUGAGUUUCUUAUUCGACUCCACUCCCCUGAAGCCAGUCCUGAUGAGGAAGUGUACCCUUACAUUCGGACUCUUUUGCACUUUGACACAAGAGAAUUUCUCAAUGUCUUGGCAUUGACCUUUGAAGAUUUUAAGAAUGAUAAACAAGCCUUAGAGUAUCAACAGAGAAUUGUGGACAUUUUACUUAAGGUAAUGGUGGAAAAUUCAGACUUUACACCAUCUCAAGUGGGAUGCCUCUUCACCUUUCUUGCUCGACAGCUUGCUAAACCAAACAACACUUUGUUUGUAAACAGAAAGCUUUUUGAUCAGGUUCUUGAAUUUCUGUGUACUCCAGAUGAUGACUCCAGACAUACAGAGAGACAGCAGGAACGGUGGUGGGCAGCUAAAGCUAUGGAACUUCAAGCGGCAGCAACUCAUCAUGACAUGAAGGCAUUCUACGACAGACUGAAAGCCGUGUAUGGACCACGUGACUCUGGAAGUGUACCUGUGCGAUCCAAAGAUGGUAGUUCACUUAUCAUGGAUUGGAACAAGAUCCUGGAAAGUUGGGUUGAACACUUUCAAGCAGUAUUAAACCAAGAAUCCUCGUUUGAUGAGAGUGUGCUAGCUGAAAUACCACAGUGGCAAAUAGCUGACAUCCUUGGUAUACCCUCAUCUGAGCAUGAAGUCUUACAUGCCAUCAAAUGCAUGACAUCUGGAAAUGUGCCAGGAGUGGACAGUCUCGUUCGAGAAGUGUUUAAGUAUGGGUGCCACCAGCUAGCACGCAAACUAACAAGUGAUGAGGUUUUCAGUUACAUUCACAACAUUCUAUCGAUCCCAGGACACAGUCCAGACGAAAAGCAGUCCGUGUGGGAGAAGACAAUGGAGCACAUUAAGGAGCUGGCAUUGAUCGAUCCUACCAAAGCAGCUGAUCUAGUUGCUAUUCAUUUUGAAUCUGAAAUUCCAAGUAUUAUUGACAAACUUGAGGAAAAUUUUUUGAGAUUGCAGUUUCUGAGGUAUCUGCUUGAUCCAAGAGAGGGUAAUCAAAACCUGAAGCUAAUCAAGUUAAACUCUAGUUUCCAUGAGUGCUACCUUGAUCUUCUUUGCAUCUUUAGUCACAGAGAGGUGACAGAAUUUUUAAAACUGUCUGAGCACUAUCGAUUGGAGGAAGCCAUUCAGAUCACUCGGAAACAUAAUCUAAAUAAUGCUACAGCAUACUUGCUAGAGAAUAAAGGAGAUAUACAUGGUGCUUUCCAGGUCCUACUUCAGGACCUGAAGAAGAAACUCUCAUUGCUAACCACUUGUGAUGCAGCUUUGAAAGAAGAUGAGGACUGUCUACAAAGUAUAGAAGCAGCACUGGAAGAAGUGAUAGCACUUUGCCAACGGAGCUCUGAUCAUCUUAACCAAGAGCAAAGAGAGGCACUGUGGUUCCCAUUAUUGGAGGCAAUGAUGUCACCUCAGAAGUUUCUAAAAGAGUCGUCUUCAUAUAACGUCUCAGAAUCUUUGAAGCAGUUAACAAUGCAAGUAAUGAACAGCAUGACAGGAUUUAUUGCUUUACCAUCAAUUCUGCAGCGCAUCCUUCAGGAUCCUGUUUAUGGCAGGGGCAAGCUGGCAGAGAUCAAGGGUCUCAUUCUGGGAAUGCUGGAAACAUUUAACUAUGAGCAGACUCUUCUAGAAACCACUAACAAUCUCUUAAAUCAUGAUCUUCAUUGGUCUUUAUCCAACCUUCGGGCUGCUGUGUGCAGAGGAUUAAGCCCCCGCCUAGAUCAUUGCAGCAUUUGUCUCCAACAAUACAAGAAACGACAGGAGCUAGAUGAGGAGAUCAUAGUUUUCAGUUGUGGCCACCUGUAUCAUUGUCAGUGUCUGCGAAGUAAGGAUUGCAAUCUACAGGGUGAAAGGAGGUCUGGCUGGAGCUGCUAUAAGUGUACUUCCAACAUCAAAGGAAGUAAGCUCAGAGAGAGAGUUGCUGCAGAUACAGACAAACAUAAAUUAUCUUCUCUUGCACAGAUAAAAGUGACAUCUGUUGGUAAUGGAGGAUUUGGGGAAUCAAGGGAUAAAAAGGUUUUUUCAGAUGUGACAUUGGAUGCACAGCAAAGUCAGGCAUUUGACCAACUUUGUUGCAUUUACAGAGGGUCAUCUAGAUUGGCCAUUUUAACUGAACUCUCGCAAUCCCGUGGUUAUGAGAAGUCCACUCGCCUGAGCCCCAGCACUUCCCGGAGCAGUGGCAGCGUUCACCAGGAGAACUUUGGACUGAAGCUCGCCCCGCCACCCUUUGCUGAGGACUGAUCAGCUCUACUGUGUGCCAUGCCAAUGCCAUAUAAAUAAAGAGAGGAUGAAAACUUGG